Messenger RNA from Lycium barbarum (goji berry), 2392 nucleotides. RefSeq names its product probable WRKY transcription factor 21. The record is from RefSeq and is a predicted model, not a curated record. NCBI's taxonomy places the organism in Eukaryota, Viridiplantae, Streptophyta, Magnoliopsida, Solanales, Solanaceae. Gene Ontology annotation, biological process: regulation of DNA-templated transcription. Gene Ontology annotation, molecular function: sequence-specific DNA binding; DNA-binding transcription factor activity. The transcript is spliced from 3 exons. The coding region runs from base 737 to 1915 and encodes 392 amino acids.
AUUAAAGAUUGCGCCUUUGUAUACUUUUGGUGAUUAUUUUUUUCCUUAGCUGUGCAAGAAAAGUCUCCUCUUUCACACACCCCAAAACUUUUUUUCCACCCUUAUUACUACCCCCUAUGAAAAUUGAAGAAUCUAGGGUUUAAUGAUAUACCAUAAAAGUGUAAAGAUCCAAUCUUUAUUACUUUUUAUGCUGAUUUUACUAUCUUGGUAUGUUUUAUUUUGUGUUAAUUUCAUUCAUAUAGUUCAAUCUUGAUAUUCUAGCUAGUAGUUUGGUUUCUUGAAAUUUCAAUUCCAGGAACCCUUUUUUUAUUUUUUAACUGUAAUGUGUGUUUAUUACUUUUAUGCUUAUUUUAUCAUCUUGGUAUGUUCUAUUUUGUGUUAAUUUCAUUCAUAUAGUUCAAUCUUGACAUUCUAGCUAGUAGUUUGGUUUCUUGAAAUUUCAAUCCAAGAACCCCAUUUUUUUUUGUCAUUUCUAUUUUUUUUACAAAAUGUUUUUGGUUCUUAAAAAGGAAACAGUUUGAGAAGGUUCAAUUGGCUGAAAUGAAUUUCUAUAUUCACAUAUUUAUCGACAUCAAGUUCUUAAAAAGAACCAAAUUCUUGUUGGAUUUUUUUGAGGGGGUAAUUAGGCUUGAGCUUAAAUGAAGCUGUGAGUAUUCAUAUAGCCGAUCCCAACUUGUUUGGCACUGAGGCGUAGUAGUAGGAAUUAAAGUUUUUUUUUUUUUUUUUUAUCAUUUUUAUGUUUUUUGGGGUUGAGAGAGGUGAAAUGGAGGAAAUAGAAGAAGCUAACAAGGCUGCAGUUGAGACUUGUCAUAGAGUGAUUAGUAUUUUAUCAUCUAGGACAAAUGAUCAGAAUAAUCAGUAUAUGAAUUUAGUUAGAGAAACUGGUGAAGCUGUACACAAGUUCAAGAAAGUUGUCACUCUUUUGAAUUCAACUUUAGGUCAUGCAAGAGUGAGGAAAUCGAACAAAUUUAAGACCCCUUUGCCUCAUAACAUCCUUGUUGAAAACCCGAAUUGCAAAAUCGAUGAUCAGACAAACGCUCUUCGAUUACUUCCUAUCGAUUCUCCUGAAAAUCGAGUACCAGAGAUGGGUAGUGCUAAUGUGAAAUGCAAUCUGACUUUGGGAACUUCUUCUCUAGAAUUAAGUUCAAGCAGCAGAAAUCCGCUUAAUUUUGGCCAACAAAUGCCUUUCAACAACAACAACAUGCCCCGUGUGGUCCCACAAGUCGAGUCUGGUGAGGGUGGCGUGUAUGCAGACCUUACCCCUCCCUUUGGUGGGGUAGAGAGGCUCUUUCCGAACCAACAAACACCUUUGCCAAGCUAUAACUAUCUUCAACAGCAGCAACAACAACAACAACAACAACAACGGCGGUUUCUACUUCAGCAGCAGCAAUUGAAACAGCCGGCCGAGAUGAUGUACAAGCGGAGCAAUAGUGGCGUUAGUCUAAAUUUUGAUAGCUCGACAUGCACUCCGACCAUGUCUUCGACCAGAUCUUUUUUAUCCUCAUUGAGUGUGGACGCUAGCAUUGCUAAUGGUAAUAGCUUUCACUUAAUUGGGUCUUCUCACUCUGCGGAUCGGAGCUCGUUCCAACACAAGAGAAGGUGCUCUGGAAGGGGAGACGAGGGAAGUGUGAAAUGUGGAAGCAGUGGGAGAUGUCAUUGUUCAAAGAAGAGGAAACACAGAGUAAAGAGAUCAAUCAAAGUACCUGCUGUAAGUAGCAAGCUAGCUGAUAUUCCUGCCGAUGAAUAUUCUUGGAGAAAGUACGGACAAAAGCCGAUCAAAGGUUCUCCACACCCUAGGAUCUUUGGUGUGAUAGUGACUCUAUCGAGUUGUGUAAUUGCUUUUAUUGAGGCACAACAACCAAUUCUUGCUUCGAUUUUGAGCAAGUUUAAUGCAUUUCUGCAGGGGAUACUAUAAAUGUAGCAGCAUAAGAGGCUGCCCUGCCCGGAAACAUGUCGAGAGAUGCUUGGAAGACCCUUCAAUGCUUAUCGUGACAUACGAAGGUGAACAUAAUCAUCCGAUGUUGCCAUCACAAUCGGCUAAUGCCUAAAAUCUAUCGGAAAUUUUAACAAAACUGAUCACAAUCCUCGACAGCUUUUGCAUAUUCUGUAAUUGAUGGGCUUCCAUUGUUUACUGUACAUAUGAUGUGUUUAAGCUUUGAAAAAUCAGGAUGGGGCUAAAUUUACGGUUCAUUGGUCUGCCUUUUCGUGUAUUUUGGAGGUUAAAACAUCGAUUCCAGGUCGAAGAACUAUGCGAUAGGAUUCGAGAUUUUCCUGAUUGUAAGAAUAUUUCCUCAUCAAGUAUGACUCCUAUAGACCUUAGGAUUUUUGUAUUUUAGCAACUGUGAGAUUUAGUUUUUGUUACAGAAUGUAAGAUGCAUGCUUUGAGGUUGUA